Messenger RNA from Alnus glutinosa, 1008 nucleotides. Its product is annotated as NDR1/HIN1-like protein 6. NCBI's taxonomy places the organism in Eukaryota, Viridiplantae, Streptophyta, Magnoliopsida, Fagales, Betulaceae. The transcript has a single exon. The coding region runs from base 296 to 997 and encodes 233 amino acids. Gene Ontology annotation, cellular component: plasma membrane. The record is from RefSeq and is a predicted model, not a curated record.
UAGAAAACCAGUUUGACCAUGCACCUGGAAACCCGGUUAGACAAACAUCCAGACCCGCAAUGUAUGUGCCCUCCAUGUCCGCACAUAUCUAACAACAUGCCCUUGAACCAAUGCAAACCAUCCCCCAAAAAAAGAACACUUUCUCUCUUCUUCCCAACCAUCUUCCCUCCAGAUUUCAUUGGAGAAGAGGAAAAGAAGUGCCUCUCUUUCGUCUUCUCUCCUACUCUUAUGGCCUUUGCCCACCAAAGGGUCCACCAGAACACCUCUAUCCUCAUCAUCAGCAUCAUCAUUCCCCAUGGAAUCCAUUGGCCAUCCAUACCCACCACCAAAGUAUGUCAUGCUCUCACACAACCAUGGAAGCCUCCGGCCUCCUCCUUAUAGGCGUAACGUACCCCGGUACCCGUCGAAAAGGUCAAGCAGUAGUUGCUUUAAGUGCAUGUGUUGCUGCUAUUGCUUUCUCUUCUUCAUCACUGUCCUCUUGCUUUCCCUUAUUUUCUUCUUCCACGCCAAGUACAAGCCCCAAAUUCCGUCCUAUAAAGUUGACAGCUUCAGCGUCCAGGCUUUCACCUUCCAGUCUGACAUGAGCCUCUUCACUGAAUUUGCCGUGACAGUAAAAGCUGAAAACCCAAAUGAACAUAUCAGCUUCAUCUACGGCGAAGAUAGCGAGAUUAUCAUAUCUUACACCGGCUCAAAUCUUUGCUAUGGAAAACUCCCAGCUUUCUAUCAACCCAGAAAGAAUACAACAAUGAUAAAUAUUGCCUUAGCAGGGACAAGCCCGUUUGGCUCAGGGCUGCAAGCAGCCCUCAUGGAGAACCGGCAUACAGGGAGAAUACCUUUGCUUGUAACAGUGUAUGCUCCGGUUAAUGUUGUGGUCGGAAAUUUUAAGUUAAGGAGAAUUAAAGUCUAUGUAAACUGCACGUUGGUCAUCGACAACUUGCAACCAAACAAGAAAGUUGGGAUUUUAUCAUCCAAAUAUGAUUACAGCGUGGCAAUUUAAUUUGUAUUGAA